AUGGAGCGGCGCACCAGCCUAAGUCACGACGUGGUUGAGAAGCAGGUAGGAGAUGUCUAUCCCGCUACGCAUUCCGUGCCCGCAGAAGACGCGCUCCUGGUAACAUGGGACAGCCCCUCGGACCCCCAGAACCCCAAGAACUGGCCCAAGGCCCGCAAGUGGUUCACCACGAUCCUGCUCUCGCUCGGCAGCCUCGUGACGCUGAUGUCCGGCGCGAUGCUUGCCCCGGCACUGGGCGACAUCUCGGCCUCGCUGCACCUCAGCCAGGCCGAGGCCCAGCUGUCCCUGUCAAUCUACGUGCUGGCGUUUGCGUUCGGCCCGCUGCUGCUGGGGCCGUGCUCCGAGAUCUUUGGCCGCAAGCCGGUCUGGGUGCUGAGCAGCGCUUGGUACGUGGUGUGGAAUCUGGGCUGUGGAUUUGCGAACGGCAAGGCGGCUAUGAUUGCUGGGAGGCUGUUCGCUGGGUUAGGGGCGAGCGCUGAUUUUGCGAUCUCAAACCCUGUGCUCGCCGAUUGUUUUCCGCCAGAUGAAAGGGGCCAGUCUUUCGCCAUCGCGAGCUUCAUCCCGCUGCUGGGUCCGGCUCUAGGGCCGAUCGUAGGAGGUGCCAUCACGGAGACUAUUGGCUGGCGGUGGCUCUUCUGGGUGCUUUCGGUAUUCGAAGGGCUCCUCGUCAUUCUGGCCAUCCUCCUCCUUCGUGAAAGCCACGCACCGACGAUCCUGAGACGAAAGGCCAAAGGUCUACGCAAAGCCACGGGGCGGGUUUAUUACACCGAGUUCGAUGUUGCGCGCCUUGGUCUGGGCGAAAGGCUUCGCAUUGGGCUUGUCCGGCCCUUUCACCUACUCGUGCAGGAGCCAAUCAUCCAGGUCAUGGCCGUUCUGCUGGCGUACAACUUCGGCGUGCUGUACAUUGUGCUGUCGACGUUUGCCGACCUGUGGAUCGACAUCUACCACGACUCGCCGGCUCUGAGCGGAGUCCGGUAUCUCGCGCUCGUUGUUGGAUACACCAUGGCUGCGCAGCUCGGCGGCCGCGUUACAGAUAGGGUAUGGAACCAUCUGAAACGAAAACGGAACGGUGAAGCAGCGCCAGAAUAUCGCGUUCCCCUCAUGCUUCCCGGCGUGAUUCUGAUUCCAGCAGGCCUCAUAUGGUACGGCUGGUCAGCCGAGAAGCACCUGCACUGGGCCAUGACGGAAGUCGGUGCCGCCAUCUUUGGCUGCGGCAUUAUCGUCGGCACGCAGGCCAUGCAAGCGUACGUGCUCGACUCGUUUGCCGAAUACUCGGCUUCUGCGCAGGCUGCUGCUCAGUUCCUGCGGAAUUGCUUUGCGUUUGUAUUUCCCAUCUUCGCGCCGGCCAUGUAUACAAGGCUCGGCUACGGCUGGGGCAACAGCUUGCUGGCUUUCCUCUUCCUCGCGAUAGGGGUGCCCGCGCCUGUCGUUCUGUGGAAGUACGGCGCCAAGUUGAGGGGGAUGGGUCGGCGCGGCAAUUGA
Messenger RNA from Anthostomella pinea, 1482 nucleotides. NCBI's taxonomy places the organism in Eukaryota, Fungi, Ascomycota, Sordariomycetes, Xylariales, Xylariaceae. The record is from the annotation of a GenBank genome assembly.